Molecule: messenger RNA, 1514 nt
Organism: Cuscuta campestris
Lineage: Eukaryota; Viridiplantae; Streptophyta; Magnoliopsida; Solanales; Convolvulaceae
Source: the annotation of a GenBank genome assembly
ACCAAAACACGUUGAGUCGAAUAAACAAAAGGUCGACCUUUGUCGACAUUCGUCCUAGUUAUUUUUAUCUAAUUCCGUAUGAAUUUUUUUCACAUUAUAUGCCCUUAUAUAGGUCUCACAGAUCAAGACAAAGGUAAAUGUGAAAGAAUUUCCAAAUAUGAAGCUGACUGUGAAGUCGUCACUGCCAGACUUCCAAAAACGGAUGAAGGCUGAGUUGACAAAUCAUAUGGAAAUCAUAGAAGAGUUCAGGAGAAAUUCUCCCUUUGGUGCUUUCUUGGAUAUCCAACGCGUUCCCCCUCCAACCAUGUUAUGGCAGUUCAUGAGUGUAAGGAGCAUUCUUCUUCUAGAUGGAAGUGAAAUACAUGCUCCUUGGAUUACCAGUUUGACCUCCUUGGCAUGUGUUGCCAACUCAACACUUGGAGCUUUGGUUAGGGAACACCAAAGUGGUGACAAGCCCGUUCAGAUAUGCGUGCGAAAAGAUGCACCAUCAGAAAGUGAAGAUGAAGAUGCUACAAGAAAGACUUUGACAUCAGAAGAAGUUGUUCAUUCUGCUAGCCAUGAGGAUGACGAGGGGAAGGUAGAUGGUGAUGAUGACAAGGAAGAAAUGAAGGAAGAAGAUGAUGACAAAGAGCAAGAAGGAGUGAAGGAAGAUCAUGAUGACGAGGGAAUGAAGGAAGAAAAAGAUGAGUUUGGAGAGAAAAAAUUCGACCCAUCAGGAGUAUCUGAGGAAGAAGUUUUGGAGGAAGAAGCAAUGGAUGCGAGUCCACUGAAUAUAAGGUCGACCGUGGAUCAGGAAGUUUUGGGGGAAGAAAAAAUGGUUGUGAGUCAACUGAAUCUACUGAAUGUAAGGUUGAUGUGGAUCAGGAGGAGGAGGAGCCACGACAUUGGCGACCCACUGGUGAUAAAGGUGGAGAUCAAUAAUGUGGUCGUCCAUUGCACGUUGGUCGAUACUGGCAGCUCGGUCAAUAUCAUGUACAACAAUACUUUCAAGGAAUUGGGGCUAUCCCGGGGUGACCUUAAACCGAUCCGUACCCCGUUGUCAGGGUUCACGGGGGACACCAUAGAAGCAGAAGGAACCAUCACGGUGAGGGCUAGGGUAGGAGAUGGCACCCACCGGCUCUGGCUCGACAUGGAAUUUAUGGGUGACCAAGAGCCAAACACGGUCGAUGAGAACGUCAGCACGAUCUGUGCCGCGAUACAGAAGGAGGAAGGACGACCCAGAGCAGAGCCGGUGGAGGAGGUAGAGGAACUUGCUCUGGACCCAGCCAAGUCGGAGCAGAAGGUGAAGGCAGGUAAGACCCUACCACCAAGGCUGAAGGAGCAGUUGAUGGGGGUCCUCCGUUCAUUCAAAGUGUUAUUCGCUUGGGGCCUAGAGGAUAUGCCUGGAGUCGACCCGCGAAUCAUCUGCCAUAGAUUAGCAGUAGAUCCGGCCCACAAGCCGGUCAAACAGAAGAAACAUUUCCUUUAAUUUCCUCAGAAAGGAGAGACUUUGUCACUAAACAAGUGACCACCCU